Messenger RNA from Dendronephthya gigantea, 2889 nucleotides. RefSeq names its product cyclin-dependent kinase-like 5. NCBI's taxonomy places the organism in Eukaryota, Metazoa, Cnidaria, Anthozoa, Malacalcyonacea, Nephtheidae. Bases 413 to 2053 code for a protein of 546 amino acids. The record is from RefSeq and is a predicted model, not a curated record. The transcript has 20 exons. Gene Ontology annotation, cellular component: cytoplasm; nucleus. Gene Ontology annotation, molecular function: MAP kinase activity; ATP binding. Gene Ontology annotation, biological process: protein phosphorylation; intracellular signal transduction.
CCUGCAUUUACCCAGUUUAAACCAAAUACCUUAAAAUCAGGUUUGUUUUGAUGACGUGCAUGCUGGGAUACCUGGGAACGGGUAACGAGCAGUAACGAGGGAAACGUUGACAUGGCGCAGGUUUCCUGCAUCGAAGACGAUAAAUUCUUGUCAUUUUUCAAUGUUUUUCAAUUAUUUUGACAAGGAUUUAGAUUGGAUAUUAAAGUCUUAUUCAUGAUAUGCUUCAUUCUUGCAAGGAAAACAUUCAGCAUGAUGUCACGGUGCCACCUUUGCGCACAUCCAGAUACAGUUGAUGUAACCUGAAUAAAUGAUUCGUUGUAGGAAAACUACGUUCAUUGUAGAUUACAUAUUUUAACUACAAGAGCAAAAUGUUGAAUUGUAUCAAUAUGAUAUUACAAAAGAAUUUAUUGCUAUGAAUAAAUACGACGUUCUUGGCAUCGUUGGAGAAGGUGCAUAUGGUGUCGUAAUGAAAUGUAGAAAUAAGGAAACAAAUGAAGUUGUUGCUAUUAAGAAAUUCAAAGACAGUGAAGACAAUGCAGAUGUAAAGAGAACUACAAUGAGAGAACUAAGGGUUUUAAAAAUGUUGAAACAAGAAAAUAUUGUGCAACUUAGAGAAGCGUUCCGAAGAAGAGGAAAAUUGUACCUGGUUUUUGAAUAUGUUGAGAAGAACAUGCUGGAAUUACUUGAUGAGAUGCCAAAUGGUGUCCCAGUGACUAGGUUAAGAGGACAUAUAUUUCAACUCAUUAAAGCUAUACAUUGGUGUCAUCAAAAUAAUGUUAUACAUAGAGAUAUAAAACCUGAGAAUUUGUUAAUCAGCAAAGAUGACUCACUAAAAUUAUGUGAUUUUGGCUUUGCUCGUGCAAUGUCAUCCAAUUCAUCAGCUCCAUUCACAGAUUAUGUUGCAACUCGCUGGUAUAGGUCUCCAGAGUUAUUGCUUGGGGGUUCUUAUGGUAAGCCAGUGGACAUCUGGGCAAUAGGUUGCAUUCUGGGUGAAUUGGCCGAUGGUCAGCCUGUAUUUCCUGGUGAAAGUGAAAUUGACCAGCUUUACACGAUACAAAAGGUUCUGGGACCUCUUCCUCCAGAUCAAAUGGAAAUGUUUCGUAAUAACCCUCGCUUUAAGGGACUAAAGUUUCCUGAUGUGUCGAGACCUCAGACUCUGUUUAAGAGAUACAAUGGCAUCCUAAAUUCGAAUCUUCUUCAAUUUUUGACGCAAGCCUUACAAUUAACUCCUCAGCAAAGACCAAAUAUUGCUGAAUGUAUGCAGCACAAAGCAUUUACAAAUGAAACAAACUGUGACGAGGACUUGACGCAACAAUCCAAUGGAAAAUGUGGAAUAUCAACUGAUCUUGCUUCGGACACUUCUGAACGCCAGGAACAAGGGACUAUAAACGAGAAUCUUGAGAUUUCAGACGUAGCAGAUGACACAAAACCUAUCAAAGAAAGUUUUCAUAGUACUACAGAACCUCAGGAAUUGUUGUUAAAAAGCACGAUAUCUGAGCCGCAACUGAAAUUAGAUUUCUCAUUGUUGAAUAAGAAUGAACUAAAAAUGAAACCACCUGAACCAAGAGAACUAUCAAAAUAUCAUGUUUCUAGUUCAUUGGGAAAUGAAUGGAAUUUUUCAGAUGGAAAACCAUUCAUACCGACUGGCAGCGACGAGUUAAAGAAAUGCAAGUCAAAAAUACGUGAAAAGACAAAGAGCAGUAAAAAGUUGAAUCUAGAUGCUCCCAAAGUAGAGUCCAUUAUUCCAGAUGAAAGCAGUAAUACUUUGGAACGUGGAAUCAGACAGGGAGAGGUCGCUGAGAAUUCAUGUUGCGACCAAACAAUGAAGCCUCCUAUCUUCACAGAUGGAUUGCUUCCAAGCAAGGAAUAUGGCUUGAAAGAAGGUACCACCAUUCAUGAACAUUUAAUAUCUCCAAGAGAUAUGCCAACAUCGCCCACUGUUGUACAAGAGAGAAAAUCUGAUCUUGGCUUGCCAACUUGCCAUCCAAGAGAAAAAAAAGAACGAAGAAAAAAGAAGAAAAGAUCAAACCAGGUUCUUUUUAAUAUGACGUAAAUGUUUGUGACGAAAUUUUUCGGGCGCGCUAAUGAUCGCAAGUUAUAUAUAGCGUCCAGCCUGCACCAGUGCAUCAUUUUCGUAGAUGCCGGAAACAACCAUUGGUAUUACAUUUCAAUUAAGAUUACAGUAAUCCCAUCUGUUUUUUUGUAUAUCGUGUUUUAGACAGAUAUUAUAGUGGACUCCUAGAUCUUCAAGGUUGUAAGAUAGGAUGUACGGUUGAUACGCCAUAACUAUACGUUUUUUAGUUUCAUUUUAUAUGUUCAUAUUUAAACUGUUUUUAGGUGUCAGUAAAGGAACAAAACAUAUAUGACUUUCCUACACCAGAUAUGGCUAGUGAUGAAAUAAGGCAUGAAGUCGGUAGUAAGGAGGAUGAUUUACCGGCUACUUUUUCUAAUUUCUAUUCACCUGGAUCUCUACACAAGACUCAGCUGAAACCUCUCAAUUACACGAUAAACAGCAUAUCACUUCGUGAAACAAGACAUCCUAAAGUUCAAAGAUCUUUUCAAAAACCAUAUUUACCACCACCACCUAGUAUACCGCGACAUUUACUGCGGGCAGACACGCGAUACAUGAUGACUCACACUGAUCACGCUGAAUUGGUUGAACCUGAACUACAAGGAUUAAAACUAAACAAUAAACAAUCUGCUUUUUUAAAAGAAGGAUUACCACAAAGCCCGGGACUGAAACCUCUACAAACACAUAAGGACUGGCGGAAUCGUCCUGAUAGAAGUGGAAAUACUGAUCUAAGUUCUUUAAAGGAGACACUUCUCUGACAACUCGGAUUCUCCUCCCCCUACCCAAAAAUGUUAUAAUUUUUAUAUAAGUAAGUCCAA